AUGUCGCAUGAAAGCAGUCCUUUGCAGGUGGGCUCCGUUUUAGGUCCUUCCGUGGACGAACGCUUCUCUAGCCGAUCGCUUGAGACGUACUCUUUUGCAGACCUCAUUCGUGCUCGAGAGGAACAGCAGAGGCGUAUCCGCGAGGCACUAGAGGAGCAGAACCGUCAACUUCGCGCACGUCUUGGUUCAGAAGAGGCCAAUCAGGGUGGCGGUGACCCUGCCAUUACAGCAAGCGCCGCCCGCCGCCGGUCGUCACAGUCCCCCGCGAAGCAGCACUCUGUCCCUAUUGAGGAGUUUAUUACCUUUGUGACGGAGAUGAAGGAUCUCCUUAACUGCGCCCAGCAGGCAGACUUGGUGGCCCUUCAUGCUCUUCAGGACCGAGUGGAUUUUCAAAACCGUGAUCUUGCGCAGCGGAUAACAGAGCUGGAAGCGCAAAUGAUUGCCAUGCAGCGGCGUGAUGAGUUUGGGUAUGCCACUGGCGACAGCCCUUUUGCGCCCGUGCCGAGUUCUGUUGCAAACAUGGUUGAAGAUAAAUCACCACUGCAGUAUGUUCUGCAUGAACUGGAAGAAGUGCGGCAUGCGGCCGAGGAGGCAGCGAAGCGGGUGCGUGAAUACGAUGAAGUUUUGGACAGGCAUCGGACAUCGUUUUGUCUUUUAGAGAAAGAUAUAAAUGUCCUGGAAACAAAAAUGGUGGAUUUGGAGUCUUUGCCCUCUCUUUUCAGGCGGGAAUCCAUGACAAUGGAGGAGCGCUACGCUGAAUUUACUCACCGAUUACAAGAGGAGAUUUUGCUGCAACGAGAAAGGUGUCCUCGUUCAAUUGAGGGCACCAACGAUGCAAUCAGGCAACUGGAGGAACGGUUAAAAGUUGUGGAGCGUGCCGUUUUUGAAAUGAAUCAAAGAAGCACCGUCGAGAUCGAAAGCCGUGGGAGUGGUGAUGUGGAGUGUGUUUUACCAAGCCUUGUGGGAAAGAAGUUGCAAGAACCUAAAAAGGCUACUGAGAGUUUUCCCCAGGCGAAGUUGGACGAGCCUGAUUGCAUACAAUCCGCCAGCGCCGCGGACGAUCCAACCUCCUCUGCUGGGGGAGGGGCUCCGUUGCUGUCGAAGGGGCAGGACGAUGUCACAACGGAGUUUGUGGGGGAUUUGCCAAAGGAAACGCAAUGCCUUGAUGCAAAGCCGCAUACGGUGACAAGCGAUCUUACCACGGAUGCUCCAUCAAUGAAAGACCGUAUUGAACCUCUAACGAAAGAGGUAGAUGGUGAUAACGUCAUGCUUGAGGGAGCCAUUGCACGCCGCGCUUAUUUGGGUAUUGACCCAUCUAUUUUGGGUAAAAAACAAAUGGUGGAGCGUGUGACGAAGGUUGAAACUCAACUUGGCAUUUUAGAAGAGAAGCUGAAUUACUUUGCUGGGAAGUUCGAAGUCUCCAAUACAGAGUCUGAGACGCAUACUGGAGAGUCUGCACCCAAAACAGGCAGAUGUAAUUCUCCUGAUGCUGUCGCAGAGGCCAAAACUAACCAUUUGGACAUCUCCACCAAGAGUCACCAUAGUCAAGAACGCAUCAAUCGGUAUUUGAAGGAAGAUCUGGAGCUCGCGACGGUUGGCCUGCGCACUGAGGCAGCGGAACAAAUUGGUACGGCUUGCAAUACAGCUGCAACUGCUAGUCCGAAUGGAUUAAAUUUUAUGGAGGGGAAUGUGUUAUUGCAUUCUGCAUCGGGACAGACGGCGGUGUUGCCCGUUCGCAGAAGGAUGCAAGUGUCGAGAAAAGAGCCCGAGAAUUUUUCUUUUGGCCCAUUCAAAGCGCCUUCCGUGCCAAUUACUUCGGGGAGUCUCUCAAAGGCGGUCGCAGAGAUACAUGAGCGCAAGCGACAGAAGGAGGGUGCUGUGAAGGAAGUCAUUGCCGCUCUGCGCGAAGUCCAAAAGCGCUUUUCAGAGUUAUCGGAUAGAGAGUCAGCUACCCAACGCUGCAGCGCACGUCGAAGCGGACAAAAGCAUUUGACUUCCAGUACAUGCGACGACCCGGUCAGUUUGUUAGAGUUCAUAGCAACUCAAAAGGAGGCCAUAUAUUCGAAGGAGAAGCAAUUGCUGGAUCUGCGUAACACACUUUGGCGCGAAAUCGCGCAGCUUGAGGAGGACGAACGGGAGCUCUUAUCGUUACAAUCCUUAUAA
This is a messenger RNA of Trypanosoma cruzi, 2163 nucleotides long. RefSeq lists its product as uncharacterized. The record is from RefSeq and is a predicted model, not a curated record. Bases 1 to 2163 code for a protein of 720 amino acids. Lineage: Eukaryota; Euglenozoa; Kinetoplastea; Trypanosomatida; Trypanosomatidae. The transcript has a single exon.